Molecule: messenger RNA, 1783 nt
Organism: Cavia porcellus (domestic guinea pig)
Lineage: Eukaryota; Metazoa; Chordata; Mammalia; Rodentia; Caviidae
Gene: Ptcd2
Product: pentatricopeptide repeat domain 2
Exons: 10
Coding region: 46-1197 (383 amino acids)
Biological process (GO): regulation of mRNA processing; multicellular organism development; mitochondrion organization
Cellular component (GO): mitochondrion
Molecular function (GO): RNA binding; protein binding
Source: RefSeq, a predicted model, not a curated record
UUUCUCCCCUCUCCGGCUCCCGCAAGUGGUUCGGCCUCGGACAAUAUGGCUGCUGCGCUUCAGCCAGUGGGAAGAGUUUCCUUGCGAGCGCCUUGGAUCUCUGUGUGUCUCUGGGUGGCAGGCUCAAGCUCCACCUGCUGCCGCUGCCCUGUUGGAGCUAAAAGAUACCUGCUUACAGAUAAUGUUAUGAAAUUAAAGGAAUUUCAACAUAAGAAGGUGGCUGUUGCACAUAGUCUUCUUGGCACCAAAGAAACCUAUUUUAGACACUUGGAAGAGAAACUGACGCAGAACAAACUCAUUGAGAGGCAGGAGCUGAAGACUUUGCUUUAUUUGUGUCAGUCCCAGGAGGAUGUGGAGCUGGCUAAAAGUGUCAUUCACAGGUACCAUGCAGAGAAUAGAAAUUUCACUUUGGGGCAAUAUAAGUUUGGACCAAUUUUCAUGAGACUGUGUUAUGAGAUGAAUCUGGAGGAAUUUGCAGUGGAGCUCAUCAAAGACCAGCGUUUACAAGGUUUCUUCUCAGACUCCACGUCAUUCAACAUUUUGAUGGAUAUGUUAUUUAUCAAGGGUAAAUAUGAAACUGCAUUGGAAGUAGUACUAGAGAUGAAAAACCAGGAUGUGAAGUUCAACCAAGAUAGCUAUGUCCUUGCUUUUGCAAUUUGCUACAAGCUGAAUAGCCGAGAAUCUUUUAACAUCUGUACCACAUUAAGAGAAGAUGCCCACAUCAAAGGAGACAUUCUCUCCAGGAGAGCAUCGUGUUUUGCUGUUGCGUUAGCUCUGAAUCAGAAUGAAGUAGCCAAAGCUGCAUCCAUAUUUUCUCAAAUCAUGAAUCCAGAGAGCAUAACUUGUACUAAUUUAAACAUCAUGAUCCAUAUCCAGUCAAAUAUGCUGGAACCCCUAAUAGAGAUACUGCAAGAUGCUGCAGAAGGAAGUUUAUCCCGAUUUGUGAAACGAUACGAGUUCUCCGAGGAAGUGCUGGCCAAAGUGAGGGAAAAAGUGAAAGACGUGCCCACCCUUGAGGCCAAAUUUGAUGAGAUCUAUGAGAAACUGCACGUGCAUGGCUGGGUGACUUCUUACACUCUGGAUGCUCUUCUCUGCCACAUCCCCAGGGACAGUAAGUCUCAGACACCUCUGCUAAACAUGAGGAGAGUUAACCAGCAGACCUUGCAGCCCCUCAGCCAUUCCCUGUUGGCCGAGUAACCUUCCUCUGGGUCUGUGGGGCCUGCUUCAAGUGAACUAUUGACUUUUCUAAGAAAUUAGGCGUCUUGUUUCCUUCAGUGGAUGUCAUGCUAACAGUUGGUUUCUGCAUGUCCCAAGUUCAUUGAGUGGUGACAUGCUGAUCAGUGAAGUUUCUUCGUUGUGCUGCUGUGAAGAUCUGAAUGAAGCAAAGGAAGCUCAGCUCCCCCAAAGGCACUCAUCCUGCUGUGUCACUGUUGGGGAAGGAGUGUGAUAUGAGUCUUCAGUGCAGCUGAUAGCACCUGAAUAGGGUCCAAGAAGCACCCUCAGGAGUGAGGUACACCAGAAGUGUGGUCUUGCGUUUGCCAAGAGAGUAAUAAUACUCUCUGAUUUUAGGAACUCUGAAACCGUAUUCCUACCAUACUGGGAAUCAGCCAAGGAUUUUCUCCUUGCUCUGCCUUCAUUUAAUCCCCUGACCCUGAACAGGACACAUGAGCCUCCAGUUUUCCACCUGCAAGUAAUAGUGCCUAUACGUGUUGAAAUCUUCAUUGUAGGUUUACCACAGUCAAAUUUUCUCAAAAAUAAGAAAUAAAAGGGGUACGUGAGUAAA